Molecule: messenger RNA, 1062 nt
Organism: Myripristis murdjan (pinecone soldierfish)
Lineage: Eukaryota; Metazoa; Chordata; Actinopteri; Holocentriformes; Holocentridae
Product: probable E3 ubiquitin-protein ligase TRIML1
Exons: 5
Coding region: 1-1062 (353 amino acids)
Molecular function (GO): protein binding
Source: RefSeq, a predicted model, not a curated record
AUGCUAGAAAAGCAUCAGGAGUGUCUAAAGAGGCAAAGGGAAGCAGUGAAAUACAGACUGAAGAAGCUGGCCGCUCGGCAAUCGGAUAUCACCAAAAAGUCUGCACUGAUAAGAGAGAGCAUCAUAAGGCAAUAUGAGGAGAUCCAGAGGGUCCUAGAGGAAGACCUGAGGAUAACCCUGACCUUCCUGGACAUGGAGGAGAGGGCUGCUGUCUCGGCCCUGGAUGGGCUCAUGGAGAAGAACUGUUCCCUCAUCCAGGAGAUAGAGCAGGACCUGGCCAGACUCUCUGUUGAACUGGACCAAAGGGACAUGCAGCAUGAUUCAAUGGACACAGAGAUAGCAGACAGGGUGAUGGACCUGCUAAACAGGACAGACCCCAGCAGUGUGAGCCUGGAUGAGGCCAAAGCUGACCAGAUCCUCAGCCUCACCAACAACAUGCUUCUGCUUAUUCGCUCCCAGACGCCAAUAACCAAGAAACUCAUCAAGAGCUAUUCCAGUGAGGUGAGUCUGGAUCCAGAGACGGCCCAUCCGAAGCUGAUCAUCUCCGCUGAGGGUGACAGCGCCACCUACACAGACACCUGGCAGGAACUUCCUGACGUCCCUGGGCGCUUUGACACCACCCUCAACGUUAUCAGCCUGCAAGGCUUCAACUUUGGCCGCCAUUACUGGGAAAUUGAUGUAGCUGGGAAGACUUACUGGGAGCUGGGCCUCACCUAUCCCACCAUCCCUCGCAAAGGCAAUGCUGAGGAUUGCUGGCUGGGUCGUGGGAAUGAGUCCUGGUGUGUGGAGUUCUUUGAUGGGGAGUACACAGCCUGGCAUGCAGGUGUGCCCCAUCAGCUGCCUGUCACAAAACAUUUCUGCCGUAUCGGGGUCCUGUGCAGUUUCCCUGCGGGGUUUGUGACGUUCCUCGGGGCAGACAACAUGACCCCGCUGUUCUCCUUCUGUGCCGGUACCUUCACAGACUGCCUCCAUCUUGCUUUGUGUCCAGGACACGACCACAACGGCACCAAUGCCAAACCUAUCGUAAUCUGUAACACUCCCUCUCCCACCAGUACUCUGUGA